Cololabis saira (Pacific saury) is the source of this 2295-nucleotide messenger RNA. It is a transcript of the gene creld1b, whose product is annotated as protein disulfide isomerase Creld1. Bases 46 to 1266 code for a protein of 406 amino acids. The record is from RefSeq and is a predicted model, not a curated record. NCBI's taxonomy places the organism in Eukaryota, Metazoa, Chordata, Actinopteri, Beloniformes, Belonidae. Gene Ontology annotation, molecular function: calcium ion binding. The transcript has 11 exons.
AUCGGCGCUGCUGCUGCAGGAAGAGCUGCUGCUGCAGGGAGGAUCAUGUGGUGGGCUUGGCCUUUGCUGCCUGCUCUGCUGCUUUUGUCAGAGCUCUCUGUGGUGAAAGUCCAGACAGCACCAUGCCAGACCUGCAAAAAACUCACUGAGAAUUUCAUCAAGGGCUUAGAGACAACAGCCAGUAAGAACUUUGGAGGAGGUAACACAGCAUGGGAGGAGGAGAAGCUGGCCAAAUAUGCACGCAGUGAGACUCGGCUGCUUGAGAUAGUGGAAUCUGCCUGCGAAAAAAACGAUUUUGAAUGUAAUCGGCUCCUGGAGCAGAUAGAGGACCAAGUGGAGACAUGGUGGUUUCACAGGCAGCAGGAGGCACCAGACCUUUUUGAGUGGCUGUGCAUAGAGGAGCUGAGACUCUGCUGUCCACCUGGACACUUUGGACCUGACUGCAAAGUGUGUCCAUCUGGUCCUGGAGGUGUGUGCGGAGGUUUAGGCCGAUGCGAAGGGGAGGGUACUCGCCUGGGAGAUGGAGAGUGUGUCUGUGAUCCGGGAUAUUCAGGCCACCUGUGCCAGAGCUGUGCUGAUGGUUAUUUCAGAGAAAAGAGUUCCAAUGAUAGCACAGGAGCUUGUGCAGCGUGUUACCACUCCUGUAAGAAAUGCACAGGACCGGAAAACUACAAAUGCCUCGAUUGUAAAUCUGGCUGGGUCCUUCAUAACAAUAAGUGUGUGGACACUGAUGAAUGUGGCACAGAGCUGGCCCGUUGUCCGUCCAACACCUACUGUCACAACACGGAUGGAUCAUAUGAAUGUAGAGGCUGUGACCAGGCAUGCGUGGGCUGCAUGGGGAGUGGUCCUGCCCGCUGCAAGAAAUGUGCACGUGGCUACAGGUUGAAGGGAGCCAAGUGUCUUGAUGUAGAUGAAUGUAGUGAACGUGCGAUAGCCUGCCCGGGACUCAAUGAGGCCUGCAUCAAUGAGGAGGGCUCCUUCCACUGUGACUGUGCCGAUGGAUACAUUAGAAGAGAUAGCAUUUGUGUUGAGAAUAAGCCUCCUGCUGGUCAAGAGAAGGGACUGUUUGACGACAUGACUGAUGAUGAGGUCCUCGUACUGCAACAGAUGUUCUUUGGCGUCAUUAUCUGUGCCCUAGCUACGCUCGCUGCCAAGGGCGACAUGGUCUUCACCGCUAUUUUCAUUGGAGGGGUAGCUGCCAUGGCAGGAUACUGGCUGACGGAGAAGGGAGACUACAUGCUGGAUGGAUUUCUGAAGGGACGCUAGAUUCUCUGGAGCCACAAUUUAAAAAGAGCUAGGAGUAUGAGCCAACGAAGGUGAAUAAAACUCAGAAAGCUCAAUGCUAGCCUUUCAGGGAUUUACUUGCAAAUGCAAAGUAAUUUUAAAAGGGCUCAGGUUAAUUCAUUUGUUUUCACAAAUAAGUUGAUGCAGGAAAAAGUGAGAACUUUCGAGAUUAUAAAGCCGUGAAUCUUAGAGGACUAAGGAAGCAGUGCUGCACUGAUGUUAAGGAACUGAACUUUAUCCCGUACCUCAACUUUGUCGGGUACAAGAGUGACAUUAAGAGAAAGAAAACACUAAUCACUGUUUGUUUAUUAUGCAUUUGGAAGUCUCGUCUGGCCCCAGUCAUCACGGGGUUUUUCAUCAUUUCGAAUGGUACUUCAGUUUUUACUUUGCAACUCUAGAUUAUAGUUAUGACUAUAAAGUUGGAUGAAGAAAAUUUGAAGACCUUUUAAAAUGGCUCCAUAAAGGAUCACUCAUGCAGCUCUGGGAAAUUUUGGAUGACUAUUUAUUUAUUUAUUAUUUAUUUUAUUUAUUUAUUUACGCAGAACAACGUUUUACCUCCCUGUUGAUUGUUUCUUUAUAGUAAUAAUGCAUGAUGAUAAUAGCCUAUACACAAUGGAAGGUACAACACUGUUUUUAAUUACUGCUUACUUUGGCAUGGGAGAUAUAACUGCAGGAUCACUGUUAUCAAAGCUUACUGAGUGUGUGUGUGUGAAGGAAUGCGCUAAAGUAGAUGCCAGCUCUGAUAUGGAUGAUUGAAGCCAUCCUCUUUUGCCUUGUUUUGAAAGCAAUAUUCAUGUUACUGGAUAUUUAUCACAUUUGUUAAAUUGGGAUGUUUCUUUGUGAAUUAUCAAUGCAACUUUUCAAUUGUAGUUCCAACAGGUAGAGUAAUCAUGAUCAAGAACCACUCGACUCUUCCUCCUUAUCCAUCUUAUGUCAUUUUUUUUAAAUGUAAACUGUUUGCCAUGACAUUUGUUUUAAGGUUUGAUUUUACAAUAAAUAAACUUGCCACUC